Messenger RNA from Phasianus colchicus (ring-necked pheasant), 495 nucleotides. RefSeq names its product ubiquinol-cytochrome c reductase complex assembly factor 5 (gene UQCC5). NCBI's taxonomy places the organism in Eukaryota, Metazoa, Chordata, Aves, Galliformes, Phasianidae. The record is from RefSeq and is a predicted model, not a curated record.
GCGCCGCUCGUCACGUGACGCCGAGCACGUCGUUCCGGCCCGCCGUCCCGGAGCGGCGCGGGGAGGUGACCCGGCCAUGCUGAUCAGCCGCCGGCUGAGGCGCCUGCUGCGGUUGGUGCCCGGCCGGGAGCGGCUCGGCGCGUACCGCCUGCUGCCCUUCUUCUUCGUCCUCGGCGGGGCCAUGGAGUGGUUCAUGAUCAACGUCCGCAUCGGCAAGGAGACGUUCUAUGACGUUUACCGAAGGAAGCGAUCUGAAAGACGAUACGAGGCAAGGAUGGAAAAGAGCGAAUCUUAGCUGAAGGGCUCCCAGGGACACGUGGCGGUGUUUGCACCCGUGCGAUAGAAGCAGUGCUGCAGCGUGGCGGUCUGUGCACGAGGAGCUGCUGGCUGGCGCUCCGGGGCGGUGGUUGUUAGCAGCGCGUUCUGCACUUUUUGCAUUUAACCAAAUUCAACCUUUGUUGGGUUGGUACUUCUAAAUAAACUGAACUGAGCACA